Molecule: messenger RNA, 3122 nt
Organism: Zalophus californianus (California sea lion)
Lineage: Eukaryota; Metazoa; Chordata; Mammalia; Carnivora; Otariidae
Gene: GOLM1
Product: golgi membrane protein 1
Exons: 10
Coding region: 154-1365 (403 amino acids)
Cellular component (GO): Golgi apparatus
Source: RefSeq, a predicted model, not a curated record
AAUUACCUGCAGGUGGUGGGUUUCCAGGAUGGUGCUCCCUCCAACCAGCCUGUCCUGAGGCGCUGGCCUGCUGCCUGGGCCACAGACCCUUGUGGGCUCUGGGUGUGCCACUUACGUGGUCUCCUUCCCACAGAUUCUCCCCCAGCCUCUGAGAUGAUGGGACUGGGAAACGGGCGCCGGAGCAUGAAGUCGCCGCCCCUCGUGCUGGCCGCCCUCGUGGCCUGCAUCAUUGUCCUGGGCUUCAACUACUGGAUCGCCAGCUCCCGGAGUGUGGAUCUCCAGACCCGGAUCCUGGAGCUGGAGGGCAGGGUCCGCAGGGCGGCGGCCGAGAGAGGCGCGGUGGAGCUGAAGAAGAAUGAGUUCCAGGGAGAGCUGGAAAAGCAGCGGGAGCAGCUCGACCGCAUCCAGUCCAGCCACGACUCGCAGCUGGAGAGCGUCAACAAGAUCUACCAGGACGAGAAGGCCGUUUUGGUGAAUAAUAUCACCACAGGUGAGAGGCUCAUCAGAAGCCUGCAAGACCAGUUGAAGGCCCUGCAGAAGAACUACGGCAGGCUGCAGCAGGAUGUGCUCCAGUUCCAGAGGAACCAGACCAACCUGGAGCGGAAGUUCUCCUACGACCUGAGCCAGUGCAUCAGUCAGAUGAAAGAGCUGAAGGAGCAGUGUGAGGAGCGAAUAGAAGAAGUCACUAAAAAGGGAAAUGAAGCUGUUGCUUCUAGAGACCUCAGUGAAAAAAAGGAUCAAAGCCAGCAGCUCCGAGCCCCCAGUGAGCCUCAGCCCAGGCCAGAGGAAGUGGACCUGCCCCAGGCAGAGGUGCCUCAAGUGAAAGGAAACGUGCCCAGCAAUGGUGAGCCCCAGACACCAGCCCCCAGUUCUGAGGCGGCUUUGGCUUUGAAGAGACAAGGUGAGAAAAAGGAAACCAACGAGAUUCAGGUCGCCAGUGAGGAGCUUCCGAGGGACAGCCUGGGGCUGCCCCAGGAGCCACGCCGAGAGCAGGCUGUGGAGGAAGACAGACCCGUGGGUGGAAGAGGCAUUGGAGAAGCUGAAGCAGUUGGCCAAAUGCCACAGGUGCCAGGAGUGAUGCUGGCGAGCCAAGAAAAUCAGGACACGGAGGACCUGGAGCGGGACCAGCUUGUCAUCCCCGAUGGGCAGGAGGAGGAGCAGGGUGCUGAUGAGGAAGGAAGACACCAGCAAAAGCUGGGAGGAGAGGAGGACUACAACAUGGAUGAAAACGAGGCAGAAUCGGAAACAGAUAAGCAGGCAGCCCUUGCAGGGAACGACAGAAACCUGAACGUUCUUAAUGCUGAAAAUCAGAAAGGAGACAUAAAUUUACUUGAUCAGCGUGAAAAGAGGAAUCACACACUCUGAAUCAACUGGAAUUACAUACUUCAUGUCAGGAUUGAAAAGAGAUCACUACGAAGUAUUUAUGAGGGGUUGAAUACUGUGAAAUGUACUAAGUAAAAUAUACAUCUAAAGAUGAUUAUUGUGGAGUUUUAAUAUGUACUUUAUGUAGGAAAAUGAUUGUGUUGUAGAUGGUUUUUUCGAAGUAUUUAUACUAAGGUAUCAGAAUUUGUCAGCUAAUAGGUAUGAGAAGAUCAAUAUCAAAAACAGAACCCAAGUUCUCCAAGUAUGGUGACAGUGGCGCUUAAAAAAUUCUGGAAUGUAACUUUGUUAAAAAAAAAAAAUCAAAGCCUGUAGAAGAGUCUGUCUUCUGACACCAAGAGACCCACCGCACCUGAGAAUUCUUCUCUGGUCCCUUUGGUGUCCCGCUUCACACGCUGUGCUGAGUGGCUGGUACCAGCCCGAUAUUUCUGUUCUCACAGGUCAGUGCUGAACGAUUCCUGGCUUAUACUCUCAUGUGCUCACUUCUGGUUCCGAUAGUCAGUGGCCUGGAGUACAAAACUGUUAACACAAACAUCACUAGCAACAGUUUUGAACAAGUCUAUAUACAAAGACAUUUUAUGUGAGAAUUUUUUAAAAAACUUAUAUAACCUUUGUCAUUCAUGUACAAAAAUGCUUCUAACUGACUUGUAAUUUGAACAUUUGUGAUCUAUUUUUACUUUGCUUAGUAUGUGCGGGCAAAGCAAAAUCUUCUGUAUUAAGUCCCUAUUACCAAGAGCCAUGAGUGGAUUAGACUUUUGACACAACAGGGGCCAAACCAGAGCUGACCCUGGGGCCUGUAGCAGAGCACUGUGGGGGCAUGUUUGCUGUGGACUGCCCAAUGCACCAUUACAGGAAAAGGAGAGGAAGUUGAUGUUAAGAGUAUAUGGUGUUACACAGGGGGAAAGUUUAGAAAGGCAAGAGAAAUUAACAGUUGUUUUUGCCAUAGUCUGUACGUUUGGCUUAUGGUAAAUGACUAUCAACAGUGAUUUAAAAAUCAAUGUUAAUUUGAAAAGGACUAAUCAUAAUUCACCUUGAGUUGCUUCUCUGUAUUUCCAGUAAGUAGGCUCUUGCCACUUACGAAUGACUGGCAGAGUCACACUAAUGACUCUCAGGUCUUAAGGGUAAGUGGGUAGUGAUACUUACUUACUCUUACAAGUCAGAGGAUUUGAGAUACAGGAGCCUCAGAUCACCUGGUAUAACCCCUCAACUUGAGAGGAACUGGGGGUCCAGAGAAGUUAAAGAACUACGCAGGCCAGACAGCUGGUGAGCUGGAUGCCUGGCCCCUCACCUGCUCUGGACUCAUGGUGCCCCUGGCUGGCACUGAAGGCAGGACCUGGUUUGCAUUCAGGUUAAGAUCUCCAAUGUGAAUGUUACUCGUGUAGGUACCUUUUUACUUAAUUGCUAGGAUUAAACUUUUCUACCCGGAAAAGGCAACUAAAGGGUGUUAAAAAUAGCUUUGUAAGAUUUUAUCUAAGCCCUUGUCCAACUUCUCUUUGUGUCUUAGCCUUAGGGUUGAUAAUCUCUCUUGCCUUUUCAAUAAAACAUCUAUUCAUUCCAUCUUUAAUCAGUGUGCAUAGAGUUCUAAGAAACAAGACUCUUACAGUUCAGCUGCUUUGUUUUCCUUUACUGCCCUAUUGGACUCCUGAAGAAUCAGCUUGCAAAUUAUAGAUUAAGAAUGGUUUGCCUUAACCCUUUUGUGGACUGAGAUGGGAUGUCAAUAUAAAUAAAAAAUGACCACACUG